Molecule: messenger RNA, 5887 nt
Organism: Ceutorhynchus assimilis (cabbage seed weevil)
Lineage: Eukaryota; Metazoa; Arthropoda; Insecta; Coleoptera; Curculionidae
Source: the annotation of a GenBank genome assembly
CGGAAACAUUUUAUUAAAAUAUCAAUUUUUCGCGCGUGUCGCGUCGCGUUCUCUCGUGAGAAAACUUCGACUUUAUCGGUGGAAAAUGUAAUUUAUCGUUUAUAAACAACUAAAACGGUUUUUUCAAUUUGUAAUUACUAAUAGCUUGCUCGUGUUAAUGUGGUCAAUUAAUGUGCACAGUUUUCAAUACCUAAUUGGAUUUUUUUUGUGGUUGGAAUUAUGGAUUAUUGUUCCUGAUAAAAAGCUAAUUAAAUUUAUGACCAUAGACUCUCCGUCUUUACACAAUGCCAUAUAAUGGUUUACGAACAGUCACGUAUUAUCAGGACCGGAUUAGAUAAAACAAUUAUUAUUAUCAAUAACAAAACCUGGGAAUUAAAAGGGAUCAACAAAAUGAUGUUAUCGGACAAUGAAGAUGACUUAAAUGGAAUGUUCGACGAUAUAAAUCGACGAGUGAUGAAUAUAUGUCUUGUCGAAAGUAUUUUAAGUGAAAUUAUCGAAGAUGUUUUGGAUUCUUCUUCUGUAGUAGUUAGACAAAAACAAUUAAGUGACAAUGAGCAAAAUCAAAAAAACUCAAAUAGAACUACUUCGAUUAUUAUUCAGGAUUACGAUGAUGCCUCUAUGGAGUGCGUGAAUCGUUUUGUUAAUGUAAAUUUACAAAGAAGCGUAAGCGAACUACUAUUUGUUGACGAAAACGAAAACCAUAAAGAAACCAAACAAAAGCCGACCAAGAAAACGAGAAAUAAACUUUCGUUCAAUUCCAUAUUCAACAAACUACACAAAUCAAAGGAACAAAAACACAACAACGAAGAAGAAUCUGAAUCGUACGACACAUUCCCAGCAACACACAGUUUACCAGAAUUCAAAGGCUCUUUGCAAGCAUCACGCAAAUUCGCGUCAGCCUUAGAACUAGGCAACCCAAAACCAGCAAAAAAGUCAUUUUUCAAAAAAAUUCUCUCGAUAAGCGACAACUCCUCAAGUUUCUUACGAAGAUCACUCAGCUUCCGUGACGUCAGUAGAAAUAAACCCAAAACGCCAUCUGUAGUAGAAGCAAAAAAUCAACAAUGGCGUCAAUCGUUACAAUCCCUGGUGGAAAACGACAUGAGCGUUAGUUAUAAAGAUCUGAGUUUUAUCAAUUACGACGCACUGAACGAAUUCAAUUACGCCGAACCGGUGAGACUCAAGCCAGGAGUCGGGGCCACAUUAGGAGAAACCAGCGGCUAUCUGGGUAGGUCACAGAGUAUGAGAGAAAAAGGAUCACCUGACUUGAGGAAACCUCAGUUUUAUAGUCGACACACGUCGGUUACGCCGGAUAGUAGGUCUAGACCUGGAUCUGUACAAGAUUUGAAACGUACCACAUCAGCAGUAUCUCUGCCGAUUUUCUGUCACUGCAAUCAACGCAACAGUGAACCUUCUCUACGUCAGAGCUUGUUGAGUGUCGAGAAUCCCGAAAAACCUCUCUCCGAAAAGUGCCAAAGCACCAACAGCAUUCGAUCAUCGGACAGUACUACCGGAAGCGGAAUCAUUGCUUACGUAAAACUGGGACGACAUAAUGCUACAAGGCAAAAGUACCGACAUGCUUCAACUUUUAGCGAAAGAAGUCUAUGGAUUCCUGACGCCCACGUCAAGGUCCGAUCCAGAAGCCUAAACCACUUGGACGACCUAGAAACGCGUCAGUCGACCGUAUCAACAACCGACACAGCCUUGAAAGAUUUCAAAUCUGAGCCGGAUUGUACAAGAACCGCCACGGGUGUAGGAAUUCUACCAUCUUCUGCUACAACGACUGAAGCCGAUAAUAAAAAAAACCCUAUUGACCAAUCAGAUGGGAGAGCCAGCGUAAGGAAACAUAUGUUGAGCAGAUCACAGAAAUCGAGCAGCGAAUGUUUUAGCGUAAUUUUUGAGGUUGGAGACGAAGCUACGUGGGACAAUGAAUUGUUUUUUCCUGCCCAAAGAGGAGUUACUUUACACGAUUCGUUGGCCAAACUAUGCGAAUUAAGAAACGUUGAUCUGUCAGCUUGCGAGGCCAGAUUACAAGACAAGGAAAAUAAUUCCGAAUUAUUGGUUCUCUUUUCACAAGACACCUACGCUCUUGUAGGAAGACAUAUCCGAAUUUUAGCAAAAGAUGCAGGCAAUAAAAAACUACAGGGAUCACUCUAUGUCAAUCACAGUAGAAAACAGUCUGGUAGUUAUCGUCCAAGGACCAGCAGUUUUUUUAGCUCGAGCACCGAAGACCAAACGGUUUCUAACAGUUCCACGAUAUCUUUACAUGAAUCGGACCAAAGUAAAAAGCAAAUUAAACAGCGUAUAACGGCGUUUUUUGGUAACACAAAGGACACAAAAUACGAAGCCCUUAUUGAACAAUUGGAUAGAUAUUCGAGACAAGGAAUUCCUCAAAAUGUCAAUUAUCCUCAGGGGCAAUGCGAAUCCAUCGAUGCCCUGUAUAAGCUAGAGGACGAUUGGAGAGAAAUAGUCGUCGAUUACAGCGAUUUAAGUGAAAAACAACAACAGCAACAAACAGCAUUAUGGGAACUAAUAAAGACUGAAGUGGCCUACAUUAAAACUCUAAAAGUAGUAACAGACUUGUUCCUCGGUUGCCUGAGAGAUUUGCAAUCGAAAAACCUUUUUCGAGAGAUUAGCACGGAAAAGCUCUUUUCAAACAUAACGGAAAUUUUGGGUGCGAACGUAAUAUUUUGGAGAAACACUUUGUUUCCAUUAGUGAGAGAUAUGAGGAAACACAAGCGAUCGUCUUGUUUGGAAAACAUGCUGGAAGGCUUCUCCAAGUUACACGACACUUUUCAGCCGUAUUUUAAGUAUUGUGCUGAACAAUCGAGAUGUCAACAUUAUUGCCGUGAAAAUUUAGAAAGCGAAGUUUUUACAGCCUAUUUGACGUGGUGCGAAAGCCAAAAGGAAUGUAAUCGAUUACGACUUAUGGAUAUUCUUGUUCAGCCAAUGCAAAGAUUAACAAAAUACGGCCUUCUCCUGAAGGCUGUCUUAAAAAAUACCGAUGAGGACGUUGAAAAGGAAAGCUUGCAAGCAAUGAUUAAAAUGGUGGACGAUUUCGUGAAUAACGUUAACUCUAGUUUAAAACAUAGACAGGACACGGAAAGAUUGAAAGGGAUCAUUGCCAGAAUCGAAAGUUACGACAUCGUGGAGUCGCGGGACGACGACAUCGAGCGCAUACUGAAACGGGACAAAUCUUUAACUCAGCUAGACUUGACGCGGCCGAUGUUGGGCUGUCCACAAGAAAGAAAACGUCAUUUGUUACUCGAAGGCGAUUUGAAAAUGAAGGACACUGGAGCAUCUAAGGUCGAAGUUCAUUGCUUCCUAUUAACCGAUGUGCUGUUAAUCUGCAAACCUUCAACAAAAAAGGGUGUGGCUACCAUGAAAGUGAUUAGGCAACCAUAUUUGGUGGAUAGACUGACUGUACAUGAGCUAACACGUGAAACCCCCAGUUUGGCCAUUAUUUAUAGAAACGAGUUUGAUAUGGCCAUCGCAACGUUUAUUUUGCAAAAUAACGAUGCUAAAAAAAUGAAGGGUUGGAAAGAAGGCAUCUCCAAAGCCCAAUUGCUCUACUCGCAAGCGAAACAACUUAGUUUCAUGGCGGCAGACGAGAGUCUGGACUACGAUUAUGGUUUAGAUCAUUUAGAAAGUGAAUAUCAUAGUCUUCAGUUAGCACCUAGGUCACCGAUGGCUUCCUCUUCACGAGCUAGUAGAGUUUCUAGUUUAGCGCACAGUCACAGUGGUUCCAUUGAAAUGAACGACCAAUCUUCAAUCGGCUCGGCCAAGGACCAAUCACGAGGCGUUUCCAUCGAAAAUGUAAAUCGCAGUGGGUCGAUUUCGAGCGACGAAGGAGUGCAGCCGCUUCCGGCCGACGUUAAAAGUCCAUUAGCAGUCCAAAAAAGUACUUUGAAAAAUCGCUUGUUCUGUAAAACACCGAAUACUUUGUCCGUCCAGCCUGUGAACAGUUUGGGACAGAGUUUGCCUAAUUUGUCGUUAGGUUCGCCGAAUAUUGGCAGUGGAAUGUGUUUGAAUUUGCAUCAGAACACUUUAUCGGUACCAUCAACUAAUAAAACCACAGGCGGUACUCAUCUACUGAGCCCAACGCACAGAGGUGUCUCUUAUCCACCCCCAAGUCCAACCAGGGGUAAUUUAAGACGCAGUUUGGCCAUAUCGCAAAGCAAAAAUCCGCCUCUUAUUAAAACUAGGCAAGUAAACUCAGCCUCGUCGGCAAGCGUCAGUCUAUCUCAAGCUCCUGCCAGUUUUGACUUCAACGUCCCUGUUAUUGCAGGAGUUAGUUCUUCAGCCGAAACUUGUGAAUCUUUUAAUAGAGGCCAAAAACGCCAAGCUAUAAAAAGAAGUCAACGAUAUCAGACUACUGGAAUGAUGGAUGAUCUCAAGAAAAUGGGAACAUUAGACUCGAGCCACAAUCACAAAAGAUUGGCUUGGAAUAAUUCUACUAGCCCAGAGCCGCCUGAGGAUGACCAAGGCCGUACCUAGCACAGGACCCAAAGAAACCCCAUAGUGUCUUUUAUAGUGAUUCUUUACGCGACUAUUUGUAUAUUUGCAGAAAUGGAAGAUAUUUUAGAGAGAGUCUUGGACUUUGUAUUUAACUAUAGCGGCAAAAAUUUAAACAUAUUGUAAUAAGGAGCUUUGAAAAAAAAAAAACGUUAUAUGUCCCUCGUGUUUUUUUUUGUGCAGGGAUUUAGCUAUAUAUUUUGUUCGUAUGUUUCAAGAAAACAUACUAAUAAACCAAAAAAAAUUGUCUUAUUGUCAAAACUGUUAAAUUAGUAAACAUUUAUAGAUGUUAUAAUGAUCUCCCUUUGGUUAAAGUGAGUAUUUAGACUAUAUUGACUGUUUGACAACAUAAUGCCAAAUUGGACAAAGAUAUUUAUAUCGUUUUGUUGGCCCCAUGGACUAAACUCAAGGUUGAGGUGCAAAGUUCAAAAGGGUUGGGAUUAUGUUUAAAUUCAAUCCAACGUAAAGUAUGUAGGUAGAUACACUGCUACACUACGACUAUCUGACUUAUGUGAAAAUAAAAAUUAUAUAAAAACAAGAGAUUCCACAUGAGGCCAUUUAUUUGUUCUUGUUUUUGUGCGCUUCGAUUUGUGUUUUUGAGCAUCACCAAGCCGGAGACAUAAAAUCGAAGAAUGGUUAGAGCUAGUAUGUGAAUGCCUAAUCGUAAAAUUCGAUUAAUUGCUCCCACCAACCAUGAACUAAACGUUAACCGUACGUCAACCUCGAUUGGUGUUACCCAAACAGUCAAUAUGUAUUAUCCAACAAAAUAGAUAUAAUAUUAACGCAAACCCCAUUAAAUAAGAGAAAUUAAAAAGUAGUAUGUAGGUAUUUUAUCAUUGACUGAUAUUUUGUUUAACAAAAAAUUAUUAUCUUCUAUUAAAAAAGGUUUAUUAUGUAUCUUGUUUCACACUCACACUAUUGAAGAAUUCAAUAGUUUCUAGAAACACUGGAAACUUUUUUUGAACAAACUCAAUCCUUAUUUUAUUAUACGGGUAACCCCAAGAGGUCAUAUUUUCUUUAUUCCUGCUGAGCUCUACAAUAUCAAAACGUUUGCCAACAAAUAAUCGAAAAUCAGGCAGGACCAAUCAGAGAAUUAUCUGAUUUCUAAGCAUUUUCUUUGCAUAUAAAAUCAAAAUUAUGAUUUUGGCAACAAUAUUGUUUUCAAUCCACUGUUGCCGCACUUCCGUGAAAUCUGACACUAAACGAUUUUUGUACAAUGAAUUUUAUAUACAAAAACAGUACCUAUGUAUUUAUUUUCCUUUACUUAAGAAUUAAAUAGACUUAGGUAUUUAUUUUUAAACUAUUAUAAAAUAUAUUAUAUUAUGUAAUUGAUUGAUGUAAUAUACAUAUACAAGAAAUAUAUCAUUUUUCUCUA